This is a messenger RNA of Mustela erminea (ermine), 3512 nucleotides long. RefSeq names its product 2-aminoethanethiol dioxygenase (gene ADO). Gene Ontology annotation, cellular component: mitochondrion. The coding region runs from base 498 to 1310 and encodes 270 amino acids. NCBI's taxonomy places the organism in Eukaryota, Metazoa, Chordata, Mammalia, Carnivora, Mustelidae. Gene Ontology annotation, molecular function: oxidoreductase activity, acting on single donors with incorporation of molecular oxygen, incorporation of two atoms of oxygen. The transcript has a single exon. The record is from RefSeq and is a predicted model, not a curated record.
AUUCACCUUUUUCUAACAAGCAAACACCUUGGAACCGCCAAUAAGGGCGCUUCAUAAGAAACAAAUUCAAUCCUUCUUUUUCCAGCUGACAAAGGAAACUCAGAGCUCCUCCGUAAUUUCGGACUACAAGUCCCAGCAUGCUCUGUAAGACGGCCAGAGCGCCGGGCCCCCGUCGUAGGUGUGGGCCACUUGAAUGGAACGUUGGGCGUAAUGCAAAGCCUUCCACGGUCCGCGCGGCUGGUACCUGCUCCUUGGGCGUGAGUGCAGCGUGUGGGUCGUGCGCGUGCGCGCUCGCCGGAGGCGCGGGGCGGGUGCGCCGGACCGUUGCGGGCGUGAAGCUGCUGAGGGGUGCCGCGCGCCCGAAAGACCGGUACUUGCGGGGCCUCUAGCUUCGCCCCGGGCUGCGGGCAGCCCUGGCGGCCGCCGGAGACCGCAGAGGGCGGAGGAAAGCAGGGGGCGGCGGGGGCCGGCCUCGGAACGCGGAGGAACAGCCGAGCAUGCCCCGAGACAACAUGGCCUCCUUGAUCCAACGGAUCGCCCGCCAGGCGUGCCUCACCUUCCGGGGCAGCGGGGGCGGCCGCAGCGCUUCCGACCUCGGCGCGGCACCGGGCCCCGAGGCCCCGAUGCCGCAGGGCUUUCCGGAGAACCUGAGCAAGCUGAAGAACCUGCUGACCCAGGUCCGCGCCGAGGACCUGAAUAUCGCCCCGCGUAAGGCCACGCUGCAGCCAUUACCGCCCAACCUGCCGCCGGUCACCUACAUGCACAUCUACGAAACCGACGGCUUCAGCCUCGGCGUGUUCCUGCUCAAGAGCGGCACGUCCAUCCCAUUGCACGACCACCCGGGCAUGCAUGGCAUGCUCAAGGUGCUCUAUGGCACCGUUCGCAUCAGCUGCAUGGACAAACUGGAGGCGGGCGGCGGGCAACAGCCGCGGGCCCCGCCGCCGGAGCAGCAGUUCGAGCCGCCGCUGCAGGCCCGGGAGCGGGACGCCGUGCGGCCGGGCGUGCUGCGCUCGCGGGCCGAGUACACCGAGGCCAGCGGCCCCUGUGUCCUCACUCCGCACCAGGACAACCUGCACCAGAUCGACGCUGUGGACGGACCCGCCGCCUUCCUGGACAUUCUGGCCCCACCCUAUGACCCAGACGAUGGCCGGGACUGCCAUUAUUACCGGGUGCUGGAGCCCGUCAGGGACAAGGAGGCCUCCGGCUCGGCCUGUGACCUGCCCCGAGAGGUGUGGCUCCUGGAGACCCCGCAAGCCGAUGACUUCUGGUGCGAGGGGGAGCCCUAUCCAGGUCCCAAAGUCUUCCCUUGAAGCCGCUCGCGCCUGGCUGCUGUGGGCCGAAGACGUGCCCUGUUCACAUCUGGGCCUCCCUGCCCGCGACCCACCAUAAGGGCUUUGUCCGUACCCCCAGGCCUGGGCGUUGGAUCUACUGGAAUGGGCUGUAGCCGCUUCCUCCGGAGCCGUGGGAAGCGCUGACGUCUGGAGUGCAGCCACGGGGCCGGGUUAGGGGGUGGGGAAGGCGGGUAGACUAGGUUGUUUCCUGGCUCUGUCACUGCCACCGGGGUUUUGAUUUGGGGGAAAGGGGGGUAGGGGACUAUCUGAAGCGCUUCCGUACUAAAGCCAUAAUGAAAAUACUCUCUUCUCUGUUCCCUAUCCUAUACAAAAUACACUAAAUGCCCCCACCCCCUUUACCCGGGUAAAUAGGGUUUGUUUUCCACUUACGUCCUAUGCCCUUUUACUUAUUGUUAUAGUUUUAACUUAUUGACUGCAUGACCCAGUGGUUUGAAUUGUUUUUAGUUCAAGUCAUUGGUAAAAACUAGGCUUAAAAAGAUGAGCUACUACUUAAAAUGAGCUAUCCUGCCUAAUUCAUUUGUUGUGGAAUAGAUCUUUUUUCCAGAGUUGGGGCAUCACCCCAAUAACAUAUAACUAUGCAUGUAGAGGACAAGAUUUAAUUUCUUUCCUCCUCUUGCCCAGUAGCCACAUCUGGUUUACUCUGGCAGCAUCUACUAAGAAAUUCAGCACCUGCAUAUCUCAGUGACAAAUGGUCACUUAGAGCUUCUCUUCCCCAUGAGUCUCCAGAUCUGUGAGUUGAACAGAUUGCUUGUUGCAGAUUGACCUUUAAUGCAAAAACUAUAUUAUCCUCAAAUGACUUUUUCUUUUUUUUUUUUUUCUUUUUUUUUUUUUUGGUCUUCGUGUGCUUUAAGAAGUGAUAGGGUAAUUCCAGGUUUUCUAAGGAGAAAAUUCAAAGGAGCUAAUCAGCAUGCUUCCAAACAACCGAAUGUAAAACACUCCUAGCCAGCUGUUGAAGUCCAUGCCCCUAUUUACUUCCAGUAUUUUCCUGCAAAAAUAGAGAAAGAUGUUGAUGGCUGUUUGAGAUUCUCUCAGGAGCUCUAGUGUUCCAGAAGGCUGGUGGUUCCAGCUGUACUGUUUUGGUGGCAGUGUUCUCAAAACCCCUCAGAACAGUAGAGAGCCAGUUGUUGCUUCUUCCAGUGUAGUUUUCUAUAGGAAGAGAGAAGGCACAGAUGAUCAAGGCUACAGAAUAGAGAAUUACCUAUACUGCUGGCCAUUUUAGAGCAUCAAAACUUGGGACAAAGUACUUCCUAACCUCUUAAACAAUUGUGCUAUCUGUAACUAGUUUUAUUUUUGUCCUUUUAGGAAGCUCAGCAACUUUACCUUGUUUACAAAUGUAUUUACACCAUUUGCUUCAGGCUAUGGAGCACUAUUGUUUCCCUCUUUUUACUAUUUAUAGGAUUCCUUUUUCACAACACUUUUAAUAAAAACAAACUGUAGAAAUAAACACGUUAAAAUCUGCCCAGCUGUUGUCUAAGCCCUCUUGAUUGACUUGCCCAAAUGGCAAUCCAGUUCUAAGGUCUGUAAUAAAGGGAGAUUUGCUAUUGGUGGAAAGUGUUGUCCCUGUAGAAAAACAGUAUGUGCCCUUGCCUCUUUGUGCACACUGGGUUACUAAUGGCCCAGAGUGAAGGAAUAUUUGUUCCCAGUUUUUUAGCUAGAAAAACAAAUUCUUGAUUUUUUUUUUAACAAAAAAGAUGCUUAUUCAAUGCAAAAUGCCACUCUGUUGUAAAACCUGAGACAGGCAUAAUGCCAAGCAUUUCUUCCAGGAUUGCUAACAUUGUUUGUUGGUAGCUUCACAUUCUGGUAUAGUUUAAUCUGCCUUGGAGGCAGUUUAAAGCACUUUUUAAUGCCUUUCAGUUUAAAAAUAAUCCUAGAUAUGCAAAUGAUGAUCUUCUUUAAAAAAAAGGUUCACAAAAUGGGUUUUUAAUAAUACAGUAAUGAAAGUGUAUGGUUACCAAUCACAUAACCUCCCGGUCCUGAAUUAUAGCCAAAAUUUGAUUAACUUAUAAAGAUUGUUGAUAGUGAUAUAUAUGCUAUAUAAUACAACCUGGUGUAUAUUAAACCAACAAGAACUCAUUCUUCCAGUAGGACAGUAAUAAAGGAGGAAUUGUUUUUCCAAACUUUAAAGUUCUCAAAUACAAGUUGAAUUUAAAAAAAAAAAAA